Molecule: messenger RNA, 1422 nt
Organism: Prorocentrum cordatum
Lineage: Eukaryota; Dinophyceae; Prorocentrales; Prorocentraceae
Source: the annotation of a GenBank genome assembly
AUGACGCGCUCCUUCGGAGCACGCGCAACGGCGGCAGCUGCCGCACUGGCGUCCUGCUCGGAGGCGUUGACGCUGCGGCCAGAGGCGGAGCUGGAGCUGCCGCUGCGCCUGGAGGACGGCCACGUGCCCCUCUUCGUGAGGUGGGAGAAGUACCUCGGCCAGGACCUGAGUGGCGUGAACUUUGUUCAGAUCGGAGGCAACUGCGGCACGAACCUUCCAGAGUGCGCCGUGGGUGGAGACCCCAUCUGGGAGUAUGCCACCCGCUUCGGCUGGGACGGCAUCGUCCUUGAGCCGGUGCCCCAGAUCUUCUCCAAGCUGUCCGAGAAUUACCGGCCGUACCCCUCAGUGAAGCCAGUGCAGGCGCUCGUAAGCAAUCACUCUGGCGUCGGCAGGAUCUUGGACCGUGCGGAGACCUCUCACGAGAUCAGCCUCUCCCGCAAGAAGGGUGUUGAGGUGCCGACGUACACGCUGCAGACGCUCUGGAAGGAGGUGUUUGGCGAGGACAAGAAGAAGGUUGAUGUCCUUGUCGUGGAUGCGGAGGGCAACGAGCCGAAGAUCUUGUCUGGCACGUUCCCAGAGCCGAAGCCGAAAUUAGUCCUCUUCGAGAUCGCAAACCUUCAGGCUGCCGAUCUCGAGAGCAUCGACGCCAAUCUGAAGAAGGAGGGCUACGUCUUGCUAGAGAAUCUGCGCCACCAGGACGAGAUUGGGCUCACGAUGGCGCCGCAGGAUGCGCUGUAUGGGCUCAGGACUGACCAGUCCUUGCCACUGGCCCUGAAGGAUGGCCACGUGCCACUCUUCGUGAAAUGGGAGGAGUACCUCAAGAGCAUGGAUGGCGUUAACUUUGUUCAGAUCGGAGGCAACUGCGGCACGAACCUUCCAGAGUGCGCCGUGGGUGGAGACCCCAUCUGGGAGUAUGCCACCCGCUUCGGCUGGGACGGCAUCGUCCUUGAGCCGGUGCCCCAGAUCUUCUCCAAGCUGUCCGAGAAUUACCGGCCGUACCCCUCAGUGAAGCCAGUGCAGGCGCUCGUAAGCAAUCAUUCUGGCGUCGGCAGGAUCUUGGACCGUGCGGAGACCUCUCACGAGAUCAGCCUCUCCCGUAAGAAGGGUGUUGAGGUGCCGACGUACACACUGAAGACGCUCUGGAAGGAGGUGUUUGGCGCGGACAAGAAGAAGGUUGAUGUCCUUGUCGUGGAUGCGGAGGGCAACGAGCCGAAGAUCUUGUCUGGCGCGUUCCCAGAGCCGAAGCCGCAGCUGGUGCUGUUCGAGAUCUCCAACUUGCAGCAGGAGGAGCUGGACUCCAUCGACGAGAACCUGCGCAGGGAGGGCUACGUUCUGCUCAAGAAGCUCAAGCACAACGACCCCAUCGGCUUGACCAUGCCCCCGCAGGACGCUCUGUACGGCUUGCUCGCCGUGUCGGCGUGA